AUGUCCGCUGCUACUGCCGCCCCAAAGGCCACUACCUUCUUCGGAAACAUCGUCUCUUACGACGUCCACACCUACUACAACUACGAAGACCUAGAGGAGCAGAAGUUUGCCCGCGAGCUCUACAGAAAGGUCGAAGUCGAGUUUGCUGACUUAAUUGAGAAGGGUGAUGUCCGUAUUUUCAAGUUCUGGGAGUACCCAAUCGGUCCGCAUCCAAUCAGUAUGUUUGAAAUCGAUUUCAAAACCGUCGAGGCGUUCAUCAAGGUGAUUCCUUUCUACCAGGUCAACCACGGGCCAUUAAGUGUGUUGAUCCACCCACGUUCCGACAAGGGCGCCUUGACCGACCAUACCGAACACGCGUUAUGGUUGGGCGAGAAGCAGCCAUUGAAGUUGGGUGUGUUGCUGAACGAUGUUGGCGAGGACUAA
Messenger RNA from Babjeviella inositovora NRRL Y-12698, 423 nucleotides. RefSeq lists its product as uncharacterized. The record is from RefSeq and is a predicted model, not a curated record. NCBI's taxonomy places the organism in Eukaryota, Fungi, Ascomycota, Pichiomycetes, Serinales. Bases 1 to 423 code for a protein of 140 amino acids. The transcript has a single exon.